Molecule: messenger RNA, 1371 nt
Organism: Cladophialophora carrionii CBS 160.54
Lineage: Eukaryota; Fungi; Ascomycota; Eurotiomycetes; Chaetothyriales; Herpotrichiellaceae
Exons: 1
Coding region: 1-1371 (456 amino acids)
Source: RefSeq, a predicted model, not a curated record
AUGCCGACCGCCCAUUCGAACACUCUCAGCGUCUAUGCCCUCGGCUCCAACUCCUCGUGCCAACUAGGCGUCGGGCACGCAGAGGACGUGUCAUCGGUUCCGCAACGAUGUAUUUUCGCGGUGGAGGCUGAGAUCGAUGACGAGACCGAGGCCGAAGCCGGGGUAGGGCUGGAGGUAUCUGAUGAUCAAGAAGCGCGCCGCGGCGGCGGCGGCGGCGAAUCUCCCUCACAAGCGACGCAGCGGCGUGGCCAGGAUCUCGAUCCCUCCGAAAUAGGUGAUAUCAGAAAGAUCGUCGCGGGCGGAAACCACACGGUCGUCCUGACGGAUCGUGGUCGCGUGUUUAUCGCUGGACGUGGUGCGGGCGGGUUGCGCGGCGUCGGGGGUGAGGCCGACGACGAUAUAUUCAGGGAGGUGACGAAGGGGAUUUUGGAGUUUUGUGCGCGUGAGGGUGACGGUGACGGCGAGUGUGACGGCGAGUGUGACGGCGAGGCCAUCACAGACGUGGCCGCUUCUUGGGACGUUUCGUUCGCAGUGGUAGGUGGGCGAGUUGUUGUCUGCUGGGGUAAUUUCGGUGGUUCUUGUAGUGUUUCCGCUACUGCUUCUUGCAUCACUCCCGCGGCUACGACUUCUUCUACGACUUCUGCGACCGGGGCACAGCAGAUGUGGACGGCGUUUGUCACAAACUACACGGAUGUCAAGGACAAGGUCACCAUUACAGCCAUCGAGGCGGGCAUGGCCCAUGUGGUGGUUCUUCUCUCCAAUGGUCAGGUAUACGGCUGGGGCGCUUCCCGGAAAGGACAGCUCGGCGAGCAAUAUCAAAGGGAGAAAAUCCUACGGGAUGCGCGCAGGCUUGAUGUCGGAUCGGACGGGAGACGACUACUGCCUUUCGCGCCGGAGAGGGUCAUCCUGGGAAGAGAAUACACCGUGUUCCUACGACGAGGCGAAAAGCUAGUCAUUUGGGGUUCAAUGUCUGGGAACAGGGACGCGGAGUGGUUGUUCGGACAGGACGAUAUGGCUGUCUCGGGAUGGAGCUCCGUCCAUGUUUUGUCCCCGUCGGGAGGUUCUUCUUCUGCAGUGGUCAAGAGUAUGGGCAAAAACAACCACGGGCAGUUUGCUCCAGCAAAUCUGCCGGCUGUAUGCACCAUGGCGGCUGGGAGCGAACACUGCGUCGCUCUUACCGUGGAGGGACAGGUUAUUGCAUGGGGAUGGGGAGAGCAUGGUAAUUGUGGAGAACAGGUCGAUGGCAAGGGGAAUGUGGUCGAUCGGUGGAAUGUGAUUCCUCUGCCUCAACUUGACCAAGGUACCGUUGUGAGGGAUGUCGCUGCUGGGUGCGCCACGACGUUCGUGAUCUGUGGCGCAGAUGAACGGUGA